AAAGGAGGCCCAGCAUCUGGUGAGGAGCAUGAGGUGCUACCACCCACCCCAUGGCUCUGCUGAAGCCACCCCCCAACUUGUGAGUGCUCCCUGGCAGCAGCAGGUGUGAAUUUCUCAUGGGUAAUGAUUAGAAGCUUGAGGAGGCAAAGCUAUCUUUCCCCAGUACAGAUAUAAAGGGGAGAGCAGAGCAAGGCCAAGAAGCGCUAUGCACAGACUUGGAGCAGAGGUGCCUGGAUAGGGGCGGCAGAACAAGAAGGGAAGCAGAGCCAUGUAUUCAGCUCAACCUAUGUUCCAAGUUUUUCUAAUCGCAGAGCUUUCUUUGCCCAGUGGCUGCCAUAACUGACAGUGAGUGCCUGCCUGGUCCGUGCUGGGAGAACUGGAGCCAUCAGGCCCCCCAGCUGGGUCCCGAAGCCUCAUGCUGGGGGUCUGGUGCAGGUGGGCCCCAUGGCUGUGCCCAGAGUUAGCUCACAGUGACCUCGGCAUUGAGGUGAGCGUGCAGCUGCUUCUCACUGGGGCAGUUACUUUCAGUAGUAAAUGAAUGCUUCUAAAGGCAAUUCAGUAGCAUGAACCUGCUAUUAAAUUCACUGUUGUUAAUUAAAGCUUUCUUCAGCAGGUUUGCAUGGUUUAUUUAAAGGUGUAAACAAGAACCUUGCAUGUAAGGAAGGUGAAGGUUGGUGCUUUCGCUCUGGGAACCGCUGUUUUCCCCACGAGAACAUCCCUCAAAGCCUGUUUCUUUUCUGUUUGAAAUGUUGUGGUCUCCUGUGGAUGGUGAAGUUAUUUGCUGUUCUGAGGCUUUCCUCAUCACUAGGCUGGCUGCACACCAGAGCACUCUGAUGUUCUCCAGGGCCCUGCUGUACUUGUGCUGCCCCGGUUUCUUUUCCUGCCCUACAAGAUGAAACUGCCUGUAGUGCGUACAGCAAAUACAGCAGAGCUGUAGGAAUGGGAUGGAGUUGGAUUAUCAGAAUUAGAUCUGGACCAAAAGCAAAUCCCUGUUAGUGGAACAGGGAUUAUUGUGCCAAGUAAAUAUUGCCUUUUCCUUUUUUUUUUUUUUUUUUUUUUUAAACCUCAGUAACAAUUAAUAGUGUGUAACUUAGUUUUACAGUGCUGGUGUUUAGGAAAGCUCUUGAUGUAAAUAUUGUGCUUGGGAUGAGUGGUCCAUUGGUUGUGUUUCAUUUCUGUGGGAUUCUGAAUGUCUGCAACCUGUGGAGCAGCUCCUAUGGACACAGCCAGUCCUCGGCCCCCUGCUCUGAGAGAGGAGGGCACUGGUGCUUGGGCCCCCCCUGCUGUGACCUGGCCCCAUGGUUCCCAUGUUUCUGGAGCAGGCAGAGCUGGGUGCUGUGGGGCCUUGAGGUGCUUGCCCCAGUUCAGCCCCUGUUCUGCUGUUGGCAUUGCCCAUCCCUCCUUCGAGCUGCAGUCCCUGUGCUCCUGCUGUGUGGUUCCACUGCCCUGUGUCUGGGUGGCUCUCCUGGCUGCUGUGCCCUCUGCAGCAGGUUUGUGCCAGCAUUGGGUCCAGGACCCCCACUGACCAUGGGUAGCCUGUGGCUUUGGCUCUGUCCCCAGGGCUGUGGAUGGCUGCCAGUUUGCAGCCAUUGUUUCCCAGGUUUUGCUUUCCCUGGAGGGGAAAUCUUUCUUUGAGAGGGGAAGUUGCCAUGUUUGUGUGUGUGACCUCUUCGUGAGGUGUCUGUUUAGAAGCUACCCAAACACAAAGCUGUCUGUGGGAUUUAAAAACAACACAAUCUCUGCCCAAGCCCAACUUCACAAUGUUCAAUGACAGACAAAUAAUAGGCUCUUUCCUGCUCACGUGUGUCAUUGUUUCAGGGCUGUCAUGAGCCAGUUCCAUCCGUCCAUGUCCACAAACCUCUCAACAGCUGCUUCCUAUCAAAGGCACACUGGAAAACAGCGGGCUGACAUUUUCCCUUCAGUCAUCUUUGCCACCUGGAAGAAAAACAGCAGCAAAGGAGUGUCCGGUGGUUCAGCUAUGCUUGGCUUUAUUUAUGGCAUCUAUUUAGAGCAAUAAAUGAUUAAAGUUUCAUUGGGCUGAUAAAAACGAUAAUGCAUCUUUGCUGUAAAUCAGCUUUGUGGACAGACAGGGACUUGUUUGAUUGUGGGGAGCUCGUAUUAGGGGGCUGGAUAUCUGCAGUCAGCACAAAUUAUGAUUUCCCCUUUCUCUCUUCUAGUAGUUCUGCUUCCAUUCAGGGUUUCUGAGCUCUGGGAGGAUCUCAUCCUGUUGGCUGUGGGUGGUGGGUCCCCAGACCCCAUUCCCACACUGCUGCUCACAGCUGGAGCAGCUGCACUGCCCUGUGAGAUGGAGCCUGGUGGGAUGUGCCACCUCUGCCUGCAGCCCAGAUUAGGGGCAGGGGAUUAAAGGCCAGGAGAACAUUGUGUCCAAGAAUGCCAUGCAGUACCGUGGGAAUGCCCAGCACGAUGCGCAGGAGUUCCUGCUCUGGCUUCUGGACAGAGUCCACGAGGAUCUGAACAACGUGGUGAAUUACAGCGGCGUGCCUCCACUCAAGCCACCACUGGAGGAUGAUGUGCUCCUUGAGGGACCAGCCUUUCCCAUCAGUAGUACUUUCGUGCAGGAACUCUUUCAAGCCCAGUACAGGUCCUCUCUGACGUGCCCUCAUUGCCAGAAGCAGAGCAACACCUUUGACCCUUUUCUUUGCAUCUCUCUGCCGAUUCCUUUGCCUCACACACGGCCACUCUAUGUCACUGUGGUGUACCAGGGGAAGUGCUCCCACUGCAUGCGCAUCGGGGUGGCUGUACCCAUCGCUGGGACGGUGGCCAGGCUGCGGGAGGCUGUGUCCUCAGAAACCAAGAUACCCACUGAGCAGAUUGUGCUGACGGAGAUGUACUAUGAUGGGUUUCAUCGUUCCUUCUGUGACACUGAUGACCUGGACACAAUUCAUGAAAGUGACUGCAUUUUUGCCUUUGAGACCCCGGAAAUAUUUAGGCCUGAGGGUAUCCUUAGUCAGAGAGGAAUACAUGUGAACAAUAACCUGAAUAACUUAAAAUAUGGCACUGAACACUCACGAACAGUAUCAUACUCUCAAGGAACUGUGGUGUCUGGAAAACUGGAACAGUCCUCUACUAGACAAGGAGCAAAUGACAAGAUUGUCUUGCUGGUGUGUAAUAGAGCGUGCACUGGACAGCAGAGCAAAAGGUUUGGCUUGCCCUUUGUGUUGCAUUUGGAAAAAACAAUUGCUUGGGAUAUUCUGCAGAAGGAAAUCUUGGAGAAGAUGCAGUAUUUCCUGCGGCCUGCAGCCUGUUUGCAGGUCUGUCCAUUCAGCUUGCGAGUGGUCAGUGUUGUGGGCAUAACGUAUUUGCUACCUCAGGAGGAGCGGCCCCUCUGCCAUCCAACAGUGGAAAGGGCAUUGAAGUCAUGUGGACAGGGGGGCACUGCUCAUGUGAAAUUAGUCGUAGAAUGGGACAAAGAAACUAAAGAUUUCUUGUUUGUGAACACAGAGGACGAGUAUAUUCCAGACUCUGAAAGUGUCCGCCAGCAGAGAGAGCUUCAUCACCAACCUCAGACCUGCACUUUAUCUCAGUGUUUCCAACUGUACACCAAAGAGGAGCAGCUUGCCCCAGAUGAUGCAUGGCGAUGCCCACACUGCAAGCAGCUACAGCAGGGUAGCAUCACACUGAGCCUCUGGACCUUACCUGAUGUUCUCAUCAUACACCUCAAAAGGUUUAGACAGGAAGGAGACCGAAGGAUGAAACUUCAGAACAUGGUUAAAUUUCCCCUAAGUGGUUUGGACAUGACCCCUCACGUUGUUAAGCGCAGUCAGAGUAGCUGGAGUCUGCCAUCCCACUGGUCACCCUGGAGGCGACCUUAUGGUCUUGGGAGGGAUCCUGAGGACUAUAUCUAUGACCUGUAUGCUGUCUGCAAUCAUCAUGGCACCAUGCAAGGGGGACACUAUACAGCAUAUUGCAAAAACUCGGUUGAUGGCCAGUGGUACUGCUUUGAUGACAGUGAUGUUCAGCAGCUUUCUGAAAAUGAAGUCUGCAAGCAGACAGCAUAUAUUCUUUUCUACCAGAGACGCACAGCAAUCCCAUCAUGGUCUGCUAACAGCUCUGUGGCAGGCUCCACAAGCUCCUCACUCUGUGAGCACUGGGUCAGCCGUCUUCCUGGCAGCAAGCAGCCCAGCAUUGCUUCUGCAGCAUCAUCACGGCGUACAUCUCUGGCUUCGCUCUCGGAAUCGGUGGAGCUGACUGGAGAAAGGAGUGAGGAUGAUGGAGGUUUUUCAACUCGGCCCUUUGUAAGAAGUGUCCAACGUCAGAGCUUGUCAUCCAGAUCUUCUGUCACCAGCCCACUGGCCGUGAGUGAGAAUGGUGUCAGGCCCUCGUGGUCACUCUCUGCAAAACUGCAGAUGCGCUCCAACUCUCCAUCACGCUUCUCUGGAGACUCCCCUGUACACACCUCUGCUUCCACCCUGGAGAAGAUCGGAGAGGCUGCUGAUGAUAAAGUCUCCACCUCUUGCUUUGGCAGCUUGAGGAAUCUCUCUAGCAGCUACUUGGAGCCCUGUGAUGGUGGCCGGCGAGAACAUAAAGCAGCUCGCAGGGCCCCCUUGGCUGUCAUGGAAGGGGCAUUCAGGGAAGAGCCUGUUGUAAGGACAUCGAGCUCAGAUCUUUCAGAUGGGCUUGGCAAGAGUUCUGAACAGCCAGACAGGAGUCACCCUGCUUUGGACCCUUUUGAUAACAACAAUCAAAUUGCCUUUGUUGAUCAGAGUGAUUCUGUGGAUAGCUCUCCAGUCAAGGAGGUGAAAGCCCCCAGUGGGACAGGACUGGCUCCAGAGAAAGUGGAGGGAACCCCGAAGAAGGCUCACAGCUCCAAGGGAGCUUCUGAGUCAGACAGAAUGAGGAAAGGAAGGACGGUCUUAUCUACCCAAGAGACUAAAGUGUCUCGCUCUUCUCCUCCCCUCAAGAGUUCCCAGAAGGUUUCCCGGUCUAGGAGUAAGACCGAUGCCUCUAGGGCCACUGGGCGACACGGGUCUCCUGCACCCACCCAGGCUAGGAAGGACCAUAGCACCAAGUCUGAGGUGACUGUCCCAUUGGCUCAACAGAAACAAAAGUCAGGUUCUUCUCCAUCCUCCACAGCUGCCAAGAAAGCUGCAUCAGGCUCAUUGACUAAGGGCUCUUCUGCUGGGAAGAGCCGGACUUCAGAACGAAGCCUCAGCAGGGAGGGCUCUAAAAUAAGCCUGGGGUCAGAUAAAACAAGUGUUACCAGCAGUUCGAGAACAAGCUCCCCGCGGAUCAGCCACUCCAGGAGUGACAGCAGGGCAGUAGACAGCAAGCACACGCGGAGCUCCUCUAUGGCAAACCUGCGGUCUCCAAAUGUUGGUAUGCGUUCUGGUUUGAAGAGAGACAGCAAAUCGGAAGAGAAGGGAUUGUCUUUCUUUAAAUCAGCCUUGAGGCAGAAAGAGACCCGUAGGUCAGCUGACCUGGGAAAGACAACGAUGCUCUCAAAAAAGGCAGCGAGUGGCAGCUCCAAAUCAGCCAGCAAAAACGCGCUGGAGGACAAAUCUGAGAAAGGUGGUGUCCCACCAGCCUCUCAAACCAAUGCCAACGUUACUGCAAAAGAAAAACAUGUCCCAAAAGAUGCCGCACCCAACAAACAUUCUCUGCUGUCCAGCCGCAAGUCCAAGUCUUCCCUGCUAGAUCCUGGAGCCCGGUCUCCUCCUUCCAGUGGCAAGCAGGCUGCAGACAAGCCACUGAAAAGGUUACCUUCCAGCAUGCAGGUGUCUGUACGGCCUUCUAUGGAACCUCAGUGAAAUGCUGCAAUCCAGGUGUCUUUUCUGCUGAGAAGCUAAUUUAUUCUGAGCUCUUGUUUUUUGUUUUUGUUUUUUGUUCAUGUGCCUAAUGUAUGUUUUGAGGAGAAGUUAACUGCAAGUUGUUAAAGCGCCUUUUGAUUCUGCCAUCAAACCAAAUAGCCACAGGCAGCCAGCACUGAUGCAAGUAGGCUAGCUGGAGUCGUCAUUGAACGUGAAUGCAGCUGUCCCGUAGCACUUGUACAGGAGUCUCUCUAUAGAAAAUGCAUCAACUUCUUUCAGGCUCGAAGUCUGAAACCCAGUUGUACUGACACUGGUGUGCUUUAUAGAGCUGUGAACUGAUACUCCUUUAGUCUUGUUCUGAGCAGGCUGUUUCCACAUCGGAUUGCAGCCUUGUUCUGAGCUGGGAGGAUGCGAAGGAAACCAGACAGAAGAGACUGCCGCUGCUUAUGCUCUCUCUCAACCCUUUCUCCCUACUCCCUAUCAUUUUCAAGCUUUCUAAAGGGCAAUAUCUCAACACUAAUGUUGUUUCUCAGGUAUAUACUCAGCCAGUAUAGGAGGGACUAGCAUUAGUGGAUGGACAGAAAGGUACCUGUGUGUCUGCGUAUGUGUGUCUUUAUAAUAGAUACCAUUCUUGCAUUCCAACAGCAGAAAGAUAUAUUUUUUUUUUCAUAAAGUGUAAUCUGCUUUUUUGUUGUUGCUGUGUCUGCAGAGAGUUUUACUCUGUCCAUACCUAAGACAACCUCUAGCCUGUCCUCUUUAAUUGCUUUCUCUCUUCCAAAAUCCUAUACUAAGUGACGGAAGCCACUGAGCAGCAGCUGGUCACCAGCUUGUACCUGUGAGAGCACAGGGUGGAGAUUGUUACAGUGCCACAAGAAACAGCUGUCUUAGUGUCUGGAUGGCAGUGGUGCUGUACAGAGCACCACUGUACCUCCUGAGAAGAAGCUUCUGUGCUUUGAUGCUUAAUUGUAGUGGUGUAAUAUGGCAUCUGCUGUUUAUAGGGGUAAUAUUUAGAUAAGCAAAGUGUUGUCUCACCUUCUCUGCCUGCUCUGAGCGUGCCCUUAGCAAGCUGUCCCAUGUGGGCUGCAGGUGCCUGGGUGCUGAGGAGCAGCCACGCUGCAGAGCACUGCUGUACUCCUCCCUGCCUGGCGCUGGGGUGAAGCAUUGCUGGGCCUUGUGGUCAUGGUGGGCUCUGUCAGGGGUAAAGCACUGCAUUUGUGACGUCUUUGUUUACAUGCCCUUCUGAAAGGGGAGAGUCCUCACACUCUUCAAGAUUCCUCCUAGGAGGAGGAUUCUUCUAGUCCUUUUAUAUACACGUGGUAUAAUUUUUUUUUUUUGUAAUUCAGUGAGUUUUUAUUAAUGCUCUGCAUAUCCUUUACGUACAGCAGCAGCCUGUUGUGUGCUUGUCUGUCGGUGGGGUCCUUGCCUGCCUUGUUGAGCGAAGCUUCUCCAGGCUGAGCUGUGGGCAGCCCUGCUGGCACUCCUCUGUUGGCACUGUGGCAGGUGGCCCUCAAACCAGCACUUCUUUCAGCUGGCCUCUUCCACCUGCUCUCCUGGCUGCUGUUGGGUCCCUGCAAGGAGCCUCACCUGGGGCAGUUGGGCACACGGCUGCUCCCUGACCCUCCUCUUACCCAGCUCACUGCUUUGGAGCUCAGUGUGCUCAGUUUGAGGUGGCUGUUACCUUGGAGCUGAGGAGUUGGCCUGGGAUGCCACAGAGCUCUGCUGGUGUGUGGCUGUGAGCCCACCUGCAGCACAGCCCUUGCUCCAUUCCAGCUGUGCUCUGCAGGGCCUACCUUUGUGCAGCACAGAAGCAGUGCCAGUGACCUGCAUGUUUUUACGAUGUGUUGGACUCUGUGCCCUGGGCUAUUUUUUAAGCCUAAACACAGCCAUCUUGAUCUAUUUCUUCUCCCAUGCAUUGUUUCCUUCUCAUUUAGUGCAGCACAAGAAGCGAAGAUUGCAUUACUUGCUUCUUCCAUGUAUAACUCAGAUUAUUCCUGGAUUACUUUUUGUUGUAUUCAGCAGAUCAGAUAGGACUUGCUUCACGUUGUGGUACUUAAAUUACUCCCGUAAUGUCGAUAUUGAAAUACUUAAGAUUUUAUCUGUAUUAAGAUCUUGCACCGUGUUGGCUCUUCUCUUGUAACAACUCCUCUAGCAAGAAUGUAAUUCUGGAAGCUACUGCUAACUUGGUUUGAUAUCUUUUUAAUAAGACAGAACCUCAUUUUCUGUGCACUUCACCAUGGGAUCACUUGUGAAAGGUUAUUUUUAUCAAGUGACAUUUUCUUUUCAUGUCAUCCAUCUUUCACUGGAGAAGUUGAAACUGGAAGCUGAUUGUGUGGUUUUUGAGGUGUCUUCAGCUGAUGCCUGUGCUGAAGGAAACUUGAAGCCAUGUCCAAGCUGGCAUUCUGCUGAGUGCCAGUUAGUAUGUCUGUGUUUGGGGCACGAGAGUGGUCACGAGAGCUGCUGGUUGGACAAAGAGGGGAUGAGAGGUUGUGGUGCCAAGCGUUCCUGUAGCUGAGGUUAGAAACAGUCCAAUCUCUGCAUUGCUGUGAGAAGUCUCCAGCUCUUCUUUCUCUGCUUACUGUAGUUCCUGAUGGCAGUCGCUGCCAGCUCCAGCACUGGCUGCUCUCUGCAUGCUGCCUGUUUGGAUCUCUGCCUGUCCCUUUGGAAACAGAAGCUGUAGUGCACCGAGUCAUUGCGCUGUGAACAAGCAUAGGGUGGGCUGAGUAGCUGAUAGUGACAGUGCCCUCUUCCUGUUGAUCUGUUGUCUUAGAGCACAUUUUCUGGCUCAGGAGGGCAGGACUUUGAGCAUCCUCGAGCAAAGUGCUUUGAUCUAGCAGGGUGCACUGUAGUUCUUGUUGAAUAUAAGGUAGACAUCAGGCGUGCAAAGCUUGCCUGUACAGGACCUGGAAGAUGCAAUCCCUGUUCUUGUGGCUGUGUUGAUUCUGUGAAACAGCAGUUUGGGAAGUAGCUGCCUGCUGCCACUCAGCAUCCUCUGCUCCUCAGUGUCACAGAUCCCCAGCAGCGUAGGAACUUUCUCGGGUAGGAGAGGGCUGAAGGAUGUGGGCCCAGGAAGCAGCAGUGUUCCUGAUGGUUUAAAGCCACACCUGAUUGCUGUUAAAACCUUGGUUGCACGGGGGGUGGAGGGUAGACCUCUGCCCAGUGCCAGAGCUUUGCUGGAGUCACCUACAGAAGUUAUUUUUACCCUCUUUGGGCUUUGUCUUUUGGAUAGCGUUUAGUAGUGUACAAAAUUAUAAGCACAUUUUCAAUGAUGUGUAUUAAAGAGGCACCUUUUAUUUGUAUUAAUCACAUUUGAUAGACAAUUUGGUGCCUGCAGUUCUUGGUAAAUUGUAAAUGUCUCACUUUGGGUGUAUAAAUUGUUAACCCGUUCGAACUUAUCAAAAAAGGCUACGUUAAAAAACAAAAAUGCUUAGGAUAGAAAACUAGCAGCUUAAUGACAAUACACUUACUCCACUGCAAGUG
Lagopus muta (rock ptarmigan) is the source of this 9245-nucleotide messenger RNA. It is a transcript of the gene USP31, whose product is annotated as ubiquitin specific peptidase 31. The coding region runs from base 2397 to 5768 and encodes 1123 amino acids. Lineage: Eukaryota; Metazoa; Chordata; Aves; Galliformes; Phasianidae. Gene Ontology annotation, biological process: protein deubiquitination. Gene Ontology annotation, molecular function: cysteine-type deubiquitinase activity. The record is from RefSeq and is a predicted model, not a curated record. The transcript is spliced from 17 exons.